Messenger RNA from Bombina bombina (fire-bellied toad), 1495 nucleotides. RefSeq names its product growth associated protein 43 (gene GAP43). The record is from RefSeq and is a predicted model, not a curated record. Bases 292 to 969 code for a protein of 225 amino acids. The transcript has 3 exons. Gene Ontology annotation, molecular function: protein binding. NCBI's taxonomy places the organism in Eukaryota, Metazoa, Chordata, Amphibia, Anura, Bombinatoridae. Gene Ontology annotation, biological process: regulation of growth.
CAGAGGAGGCGAGCAGUCACUGUGAACCACUGAACAAGUCUGGAAAAAGAUACAGGGAGAGAGCAAGUGAAGAGAAAGAGACAGGGCGUGAAUGUAUGUGAUGUACACAGGCAAUAGUCUAUCCAGGUAUUGCUAACCCAGUUAGUGGAUGUGUGUGUGGAUGUGUGUGUGUGAGUGUGCGGGAGAAAAGAGAAAAGAUUAGAACGGCUCAUAUAGAAAGAAAGAAGAGGAAGAAACCAAGGGAACAAAAAUUAAAAAGGAAGGAGGAGAGUUAACGAACAAAAAUCAACCAUGCUGUGCUGUAUGAGAAGGACGAAACAGGUUGAACAAAAUGAGGAUGGGGACCAAAAAAUUGAACAAGAUGCAAACAAACCAGAGGACAAAGCCCACAAGGCAGCAACCAAAAUCCAGGCUAGCUUCCGAGGACAUAUAAUCAGGAAAAAGCUGAAGGGAGACAAGAACGAUGAGAACAGUGGAGAACCAGUAGAGAACCAUAAAGAAGAUGCUAAGGAAGAAGGGGACAAAAAAGAAAAUGAAGCCCCAAAACCAUCUCCCAUUACUGAUGGCCCAUUGUCUGAAGAUGACAAAAAGAAAAAGGCAAGUUCUCCAACAGAAGAUAAAAAACAGGAAGGAGCUUCAGAAGAUGAAGCUAAACCUACAGAGAAGUCCCAGGCUACACCAUCAGAAGAGAAGCAUUCUUCUGCGGAGACGGAGAGUACUGCAAAAGGUACUUCUGAGAACUCCUCGGGCAAUGAUGCCAAUAAAGAAAAGGAGUCAAACCAAGCCGAUGUGCCUGCUGCUAACCAAGAAGUGACGCCUGCAAAAGAACAACCCAAAAAUGAGACAGCGGACAAGAGUCAAGGGGAUGAGAAGAAAGGAGAUGAUGUAGAAGAAACCAAACCAAGUGAAAGUGCCCAACAGGAACCAGCUGAGAGUGAAGAAACCAAGGUGGACCAAGAAAAUGCCUGAACACAAUGAAUUGUUCCCCUGUUAAUCUCCUCUUGGACUCCAUCGUUCCACCUCCCUGGCGCCCCUUCUCAGUCUCCUCACGUGGAUCCCUACACCUCACUCCUCCCCUCUUAUUUCUCUCUGUGUGGCAGAACAUGUAAAAGGCAGGAAAAAUUCAGUCAAAAAAGUGUGGCUUAAACAUUUUAAGUGUUUUUAGUGUUGUUAAUGGCAAGUUUUUCAGUAUGGUCCAAUCCAAUUCAUUUUGGAGAUUCUCUUGCACUGUAUCCAAGUUUUAUUCCAGCCCCCCGUGCUCUCUUCUCUCUUUCUCUCUAUGUUCCACUGUGUGCAAUGUUCCGUUAACCUAUGGGUUUCAAAAUUAUCCAGUGAAUUUCAACAAAAGUCUUUUUUUGUUUUUGUUUUAUUUUUGUUUUUUUUUCUGUUUCUAUUCUUGUUCCUCUUCAAUGUGAUGGAAUGAACAUAUCAAAAAUAAUUAGACCUCUCUACAGUUUGUUUUCCAAAAUAAAGCAAUGUGCCAAUUAGCGUAUAA